AUGUCGACUGCCCACAGUGAUGAUCAACCAGUCGUCGCUCCUUCCUCCGGUGCUGCUCACCCAAAUGCGCUUCCUUCUGCCAAUUCAACUCAGCCAUCGUCUCUGAACGCUCCAUCAGCCCAUGCGCCGGCGGCUAUAACUCCUUCGAUCAAUGCUCCGAUAGACAAUACCACUAUCCAUCCCGCCAUAAAGUCCUUCUCUCCAGCCACUGAAAACAUCCUGGGGCGAUUGCCUCCAACAAACUCGUCCACUGUUUAUGGUAGUCAGGAGUGGGAAGCCGCUAGAAAUGCCGUUCUCAAGAACAUGACCACCUCGACCUCGCUAGGUGCUGAGGACACGAUCGGUACUGGCGCAAGAGUGAAAGAAGAAGAUAUGGAUACGUCAAUUGAUGCUACAACACCAGUUGUGCGAGGAGGACGGGGAGGAAUCGUGGAGGCCGUCCACGAGGCAGUCGAGGAAGAGGCAGAGGACGAGGUACAUUGGCAGGAACCNGCCGGAUCGCCAGCGUCUGCAGCUGCAGAAACACCACCGUCCUCAGGUCGAGGUCGUGGCCGAGGACGAGGAGGUCGUCCGAGAGGAAGAGGUGGCAGAGGCGGCAGGAAGCCUCUUGCUGAGGGCAUCAAGAUUCACGAAGUCAGCUCCGAUAGCGAUGAUGACUUGCUGGACGACGCUGAGAACACACCGCUAGCCACGACCUCACGUUCUGGUCGCGCAAUCACAAAACCCACCACCUUCGUACCCGUCAUACCCUCACCCACCUCUGGUACUAAACGUAAGCGCAAUUGGGGACGCAGGAACCCGGAACUGGCAGUGUGCAAACAAUGUCUCCGACCUCACAGUCCAGCCACCAACAUGAUAGUAUUUUGUGAUGGGUGCAACACUCCCUAUCACCGCUACUGCCAUUACCCGUCUAUUAGUCAGGAGGUUGUAGAUGUACCCGACAUGGAAUGGUUCUGCUCAGACUGUACCGUGCGACCGCCGCCUAAUGUUGCUGUGGAUUCGUUCGUAUCUGGAGGAGACUUGAUGGAUCAUCAGAAACGAGAUGUCUUGAUGUUGCUCCCGACCAAUGCGCUGGUUGAUUUGCUGCUACGAGCAGAGCAAGCGCACCCAGAACUGGCCUUGUUCCCACCAGGAGCUCUCCAGACACCUUUACCCACAACACUUUCGGACCUGCUUGACCCUCCCAAAGCUCAAGUGGAACCUCUACCACCAAAUCCACCUGAGCCUCCAUCUGAUGAAUCUGAACAUGCCUACUAUCCUCUGCCUGUACGACCGGAUGAUGACGUGGAUGAAGGGUAUAACGAGCUCGAGAAUCCCACAGCAAAUUACCCAAAGCCUGGUCAAGGACUGGCAGCGUUGCUUCCUCCUGAGGAGAAUGAUCUGAAUUGGCUGGUGGAUGACAAUGAACAAGUCUACAGCCAUUUCGUACCGUCUGGACGAAAUGGCAGCAUGGACGGUGCGACCAUGGCAGGCGCAGAUGAGGUUGUCGGCUGA
Molecule: messenger RNA, 1494 nt
Organism: Aureobasidium vineae
Lineage: Eukaryota; Fungi; Ascomycota; Dothideomycetes; Dothideales; Saccotheciaceae
Source: the annotation of a GenBank genome assembly